AUGUCAAGACGUAGACGGUGUGCUUUUGAUUCUGAUAAUCUUGAAGAGUAUAUAUAAGUAAAUUAUGAUAAAAAUUUAUAGCUUGCUACAAUUGGAUAAAAUUAGACUAAUCUCUUUUAUGAUGAUAAAAAAUUAAAAUGGAUUAAUGGAUUAAAAUAAGUAGAUGAUAAAGAUUAUCCAACAAAAUAAAUAGAAGGAUUUGAACAUGCUCAUUGCUAAGUUUCAAAUGAUUAUAUUGAUACAUCUGAACUUCCACCAGAUAUUCAUUUGAAAUCAAGCGAUGAAGUUAUUACUCAUCACAUUAUGAUAUUAGGAGAUAUUAAUGAAUGUUUGAAACAAUCUCUUACUAUGUUUUGUAUGUAGAGCCGUAAAAAUAGCAAUGAAGAUUUUAAUGAAGAAUUAAUAUCACCAUUAAAAAAGUAAUAAAUAUUCUCAUUUUAGUAAAUUAUGUUUAGAUUUAGCAAUUAAAAGAAUUCAAGAAAGAGAUGCAGUUCAUAUGGUGAAGUUUUUAAUGCAUGAUACUUCUAUAUCAAAUUAUGCUCCAAUUAUCAAUGGUAUACAAUCAUUAUAAUUAUUUUUAUAGUUUACUUUCUCUAAACUUCCAUUUACAUUUUAGUCUUUGAUGUUGACGAAUAAGAUUUUGAUCCAUAAAAAGAAUAAGAUAUGAUUGAUUAUGUUAAGUAGAGAGCUUAAAAUGUAAAAAACAUCUAUUCUGUCUACUAUACUGAAUCAGAAAUUUCUGAUCAAAGAACAAAUAAAUAUUAUUGUAAUAGGUGGAAUAUAGGUGCUAUUCUCUCCUAAGUAUUUUAUAUAAAAUUUAAUCAAAGAUUAUUGAAUAAGUUAUUAGUUAAUGA
Molecule: messenger RNA, 854 nt
Organism: Paramecium sonneborni
Lineage: Eukaryota; Ciliophora; Oligohymenophorea; Peniculida; Parameciidae
Source: the annotation of a GenBank genome assembly